AUGUCUCAUUUAAAGGCUGAAAGCCUGUUUUCGAUUCCUGGCAGAACCGCUGUCAUAACCGGUGGAGGAAGCGGCCUUGGUCGCAUCUGUGCCAAAACAUUUCUAUCGAAUGGUGCAUCUGUGACAAUCAUCGAUCGCGAUGCCUCCAGGCUUGAAAGUGUAAAGACAGAGCUUCAACAGAUCAAAGAACAGCUGUCACUCAACGGUGAAAUCAAAACCAUCCAUGGUGAACUGGGUAACAAAUCCUCUCUACAAAAGGUUGUUGCCACAGUCCGUGAGAUGCACAGUGAAAUUGAUAUCUUAGUCCACUGUGCUGGGAUCAGGAAGCAGAACAAAAUAUCUUACGAGGUCGGCGAACCGCUUGAAAAGUUGUUCCAAGCCACAGAGUCAUUGGCAUAUGAGGAUAUCGAGAUGUCAUUUCGAGUCAAUGUUCUGCCACAGUAUUUCCUGACUUCCGGUUUGAUCGACUACUUAGGUGCAGCCGCAAGGAAAGGAGGUGGGAGGGGCUGCGUGAUAUGUUUCAGCAGCGUAGCUAGCAAGCACAACGGACAAUUUGUUCCAGCAUACCAAACCACCAAGGCAUCAGUCGACCACCUAGUGAAAAUCAUGGCGGCAGAAUUUGCAGACUUUUAUAUCCGAGUCAAUGCAAUCUCACCGGGCCUUUUUCUCUCGGCUAUGAACCCGUCUGACCCCAAUCAUCCAGAGUCGAAUAUGCGGUAUGCCAAGGAGAUGCCUGCGCGUCGGGCGGGCUAUGAAGAGGAGAUGGCGGGCACAGCUUUGUAUCUGGCUUCUCCGGCUGGAGGUUAUACGACGGGCGAUAACAUGCACGUUGAUGGAGGCCGAUUGCUAGUAGCUGCAGCCAAGAUAUCAUCACGAUUGUAG
Talaromyces atroroseus is the source of this 882-nucleotide messenger RNA. RefSeq lists its product as hypothetical. The transcript has 3 exons. NCBI's taxonomy places the organism in Eukaryota, Fungi, Ascomycota, Eurotiomycetes, Eurotiales, Trichocomaceae. The record is from RefSeq and is a predicted model, not a curated record. The coding region runs from base 1 to 882 and encodes 293 amino acids.